AUGGGUCUAUUUAGAAGUAGCUCAAAGAAAUCAUCAUCAACUACUUCAAAGGAUCCUCUAACUGUAUCAUCUCCAUCACCUCAAUUAAAAUCAAGUAGAUCAAAUUCAAUUACAAGUUUAAGUAGUCAAGCUUCUAAAUCAAUCAAUGGAUCUAAUGGGAAGAUCAAAUCUAUAUUCAAUAAAAAAUCACAAAAUACUGAUGAUCUUGAUUUACAGAAGUUGAACUUACAAUCAUCAUCUCCAUCACCUUCAUUAGAAGAUGCAAAUUUAUCUGAAAUUGAUUUAAUCUCUCAAAGGAUAAAGAAAAGAGUAAGUACUAUUGAAGAAGUGAAUUCAGAAGCUCAUCUGACUCAUAGUAUGAAUGAUGAGGAUGAUGACGAUAGUGGAUAUACUAGUGAUGAAGUUGAUGAAUAUGAUGAUGAAGACGAUAGUGAUGAAGAAGAUGAGGAAGAUGACGAUUAUGAAGAAGACCAUUCUCAUUAUAUCAAAAUGAAAUCAAGAAGUCAACUGCAUUCGAAAUUAAAUUCAUUAAUGAGUUAUUGUGGAUUGGAUUAUUUCGUAUCGAAUAAACAACAAUUAUCAGCUUUAGCAAAUCAAGAAUCAAAACGAACUUUUUCAUUGUUAGAUGAAUCAUGUAAAAUCUCCCAAAUAUCCCCUCAGAAUCAAUCCAUUAUAAAUGAACGACAAAUCACCAUCUUGGAAUCAUUACGGACUCAAAUCUUACAAUUAAAAUCAGAACCGUUAAUUCAACAAUAUCAAAUGUUACAACAUCAUAAAACUCUAUUUGAAAGAUUUGGAGUUAUAAAAGAUAUUUUGGGAAAGGGAAGUUAUGGAAUUAUAAAAAUCAUUGAUCCAAACCCUAACCAAUUAUCCAUCUCAAUGUCAGAUCAUAAAUUAUAUGCUGUAAAACAAUUUCAAAAUCCAAAUCAUAAGAAAUCACCUAAGGAUUUUGAAAAAUUCAUUGAUAAAAUCUUAUCGGAAUUCAUUAUAUCAUGUACGUUAAAUUCGAAACAUCUAGUUAAAACGGUCGAUUUAACCAUAACUUUACCUGAACUCACCUCUUUAAAACCAUCAUUAUCAGGAUCAGUCUCCCCUAUGACUUCACCUGAUUUACCGUCUCGAUCACCAUCCCCCUUAACCAUAAAUUCCACCACCUCCAAUUUAUUAACGGAGAAUUAUUAUUUCAGUCAAGUUAUGGAAUGUAAUCAAGGUGGUAGUCUCUUUGCCUAUUUGGCCAAUACUGAAGAAUACCCCCUUAAUACGAUGAUGAAAUUAGAUGAAAUUGAUUGUUUUAUAAAACAAAUCGCUAAGGGAUUACAUUAUAUGCAUAAACAUGGUGUAGCACAUUGUGAUUUGAAAUUAGAAAAUAUCCUCAUAAAUUAUAAGAAACAGACUUCAUCAAAGCAUGGUAAUCAUCAUAAUCAUGAUCCUAAGAAAGUUAAAGUCAUUUUAAAAAUAAGUGAUUUUGGAAGAAGUUAUGUAUUCAAAUCAAAAUGGGAUAAAGGUCAAGAACAACUCGUUCUGAAACAAAUGGGUCCCAUCGGAUCCUUACCUUAUAUCUCUCCUGAAGAAUAUGAUUUAAAAUCUUCAAAAACAAUGUCAUUAAGUAAGAAAGAUUGUUGGGCUUUCGGAGUAUUGAUAUUUGUCAUGUUCAAUAUUCGGAAAUAUUAUUACAAUGGUCAAAGCAUUGAUAAUGAUGACAAUGAUGAUGAAGAUGAGGGGAAUGCCAAUCAAGUGGUUAACGUGUUUCCUUGGAACACCACUGAAUUAAAACAUCAUCAUCAUAUUCAUAAAGAUCAAAUGUAUAAAGAUAAAUCCUUCAACGAGUAUGCCAAGAAGAGAUUGAUAAGUGCAUAUGAAGAUGAUACGAAAGAAUGGUUGAUUCAAAGGGAAGGGGGAUUCACUCCGAUUGAAACGUUGUUUAAUAAGAUUGGUGGUGGUGGCGAUAUUGAUGAUUUAUGUCAGAUUCGAAGAAUGGUCAUCUAUAAAUUAUUAGAUAUUGAUCCUAAUUCAAGAUUGAAUAUUAAUCAUUUCUUAAGGAGUGAUUGGAUGGAAUCAAUUGAGAAUUGUCUGUGA
Molecule: messenger RNA, 2076 nt
Organism: Scheffersomyces coipomensis
Lineage: Eukaryota; Fungi; Ascomycota; Pichiomycetes; Serinales; Debaryomycetaceae
Product: kinase-like domain-containing protein
Exons: 1
Coding region: 1-2076 (691 amino acids)
Biological process (GO): intracellular signal transduction; protein phosphorylation
Cellular component (GO): cytosol
Molecular function (GO): protein serine/threonine kinase activity; ATP binding
Source: RefSeq, a predicted model, not a curated record